Pseudovirgaria hyperparasitica is the source of this 1100-nucleotide messenger RNA. RefSeq lists its product as uncharacterized. The record is from RefSeq and is a predicted model, not a curated record. Lineage: Eukaryota; Fungi; Ascomycota; Dothideomycetes; Acrospermales; Acrospermaceae. Bases 66 to 1031 code for a protein of 321 amino acids. Gene Ontology annotation, molecular function: transferase activity, transferring alkyl or aryl (other than methyl) groups. Gene Ontology annotation, cellular component: membrane. The transcript has a single exon.
GUAUCAAUUGCUUGUUCUCGCAAACAGACAUAACAUACAGCAUUGUCUCUCUGGCACGGUACAGGAUGGCCGUCCCCUUCAAGGCGAGCAUAUCGCAGACUGCAACCCACAUCCUCAAAUCCGUCCUCACCCCUCCCCUCUCAUACCACCUCCGCACAUUCUGGCUCUUCUCAUACAGCGAUUUCAAGACAAUCAUCAUCCCCAGCACCAUCUUCGGCAUAACGAACGGCCUCGCCGCCUCCUCAUACAACCUGCAACCCCUGAUCCAACUUCCCACCUCGCUCUUCAUCCUCCUUCGAACCCCCAUCGUACUCUUCUGGGUCUGGCUCAACUAUAUAGCCUUCGCAAUCAACAACCAAUCAUCUGAUUCCUCCAUUGCCGAAGACGCAGUCAACAAGCCAUGGCGCCCCUUACCUAGCAAGCGCCUCACACAAACAGCCGCGAAGGGACUCAUGUGGGCAUGCUAUACCCUCGCGCUUCUGGGUAGCCGCUUCAUGCUCGGUGGCGCGAGCCAGGCGCUCGGACUCGUUGUAUUGGGCGCAUGGUACAACAACUUUGACGGCGCAAAUGCGGAUCCGCUGAUUCGGAACCUGAUUAAUGCAGGGGGCUAUGUGUGCUUUACUUCAGGCGCGCUCGAGGUUGCGAUUGGGGGCGCGAGAAGUGCAGAGGGUGGGGCGGGUUGUCUGGGUUUGUGGCUUAUGGUUGUUGCGGGGGUUAUUGCGACGACAAUUCAGACGGCGGAUAUGUACGACCAGGAAGGCGAUGCAUUGAGGGGGCGGAAGACGAUGCCGUUGGUAGUUGGUGAUUGGUAUGCGCGAUGGACGAUUGCAGUGCCAAUGGGUGUCUGGGGGUUUGUGUGUCCGAUGUUUUGGGGGGUGGGUUGGUUUGGUGUGUGCAUGAGUGGUUCGUUGGCUUGGUCUGUGGCGCUGAGGACGUUGCUACUGAGGAAUGUGAGGGAUGAUAAGGUGACGUUUUUGAUUUGGAACGUCUGGAUGUCGGUUGUUUUCGUGUUGCCCCUAUUUGCUUAUUAGAUUUGACUUCGGUUUAGAUUAUUAUAGAAGUGCUAGAAUAUAGAGCGAGCCUUUUCAUUGUCGCCUCAA